AUGUCACAGCGUGCAGUCCUGUAUCUCCUUUGUACUCUGGGACUCUUACAGGAAGGUGUAUCUUCUCCUGUGUGUGUUGUGUCUCCUGCAGGUCUAGCAGCUCUGAUAGAAACUCAGCAGACUGUGCUGGCAGCAGUGGGAGAAGAGGCUCAGUUAAACUGUCAGCUGAUGAAAGAGAAAGAUGUUCUGCAAGUCACAUGGCAGAAACUUUUACCUGACAAGGAGCAGAAUCUUGCUUCUAACAACAAAUACUUUGGUCAGAAAGUAAAUCCUGAUUUUAGAGAUAAAAUGGAGUUUAAAUAUGUUGGACUGCUGAGCUGCUCCAUAGUUAUCAGGAAUGUAACAGAGGAGGAUGAAGGAUGCUAUCACUGUUUGUUCAACACCUACCCUGAAGGAGCUCUCACUGCUACAACCUGCCUCACACUCUAUGAGCUGCAUGGCCCCGUCCUCCAUGUGAGAGCCUCAGACUCUCCUGAAGAGACAGUUGUGUCCUGCUGGGCCACAGGUGGACCUGCUCCCACAGUAACACUGACUGUCCCUCACUACAACUCUAGCAGAGUCACCAACAGCAACGGGACAGUCACUGUCACCACCACAGCUCUGCUGUCUGCUCUCCACCAUGAGAGCAGACAGGUUGGAUGUGUGGUGCGAGUGCUCUCCGCUCCUCAGAUGGAGGCGUUUGUCCUGAUUCCUGCAGGCAAACAGUCGUCUGAUGAUUUCACUUUGAUCACUUCAUUAUCUGUGACAGUGGGCUGUGUUUGUGUUGCUGCUGCAAUCAUCAUUUUCCUGUGUAUAGGAAAACGUCAGAACCGGUAAUUUUAACCUUUUAACUCAACACCUGUCUCACACAUGGACUGUAUAUAAAGAUAGAAGACAUGACCAAACCUCUCCAUCGCCCCCUGGUGGCUGGCUGCAGUAUAGGUCAUAAGUCCCGCCCCUCCAUGUUAGUGGAUGGGACAUGAGCCAAACUAUAAACUCAAA
This is a messenger RNA of Centropristis striata (black sea bass), 981 nucleotides long. Its product is annotated as OX-2 membrane glycoprotein-like. Lineage: Eukaryota; Metazoa; Chordata; Actinopteri; Perciformes; Serranidae. The record is from RefSeq and is a predicted model, not a curated record. Bases 1 to 816 code for a protein of 271 amino acids. The transcript is spliced from 4 exons. Gene Ontology annotation, molecular function: cell-cell adhesion mediator activity.